AUGUUCUCUUUCAUUUUCUUUCUUUCAUUUAUUCCUUCUUUCUUUUAUAUUCUCAUUCGUUUUCUUUCUUUCAUUCCUUCCUUCUUUCUUUUAUAUUCUCAUUCGUUUUCUUUCUUUCAUUCCUUCCUUCUUUCUUUUAUAUUCUCAUUCGUUUUCUUUCUUUCAUUCCUUCAUUCUUUCUUUUAUAUUCUCAUUCGUUUUUUUCUCAUUGAUUCUUUUUUUUUUAUCAUUCAUUUUUCAUUCCUUCCUUCUUUCUUUUUAUAUUUCAUUUUCUUUCUUUUUAUAUUCUCAUUCGUUUUUUUCUUUUCUUUCCUUCCUUCUUUCUUUUUAUAUUCUCAUUCGUUUUCUUUCUUUUUUCCUUCCUUCUUUCUUUUAUAUUCUCAUUCGUUUUCUUUCUUUCAUUCCUUCCUUCUUUCUUUUUUAUUAUUCUCAUUCUCAUUCGUUUUCUUUCUUUUUUCAUUCCUUCAUUCUUUCUUUUUUAUUCUCAUUCUUUUAUUGAUCUUUCGUUUUCUUUCUUUCCUUCCUUCUUUCUUUUUAUAUUCUCAUUCGUUUUCUUUCUUUCAUUCCUUCCUUCUUUCUUUUAUAUUCUCAUUCGUUUUCUUUCUUUCAUUCCUUCAUUCUUUCUUUUAUAUUCUCAUUCGUUUUCUUUCUUUCAUUGAUUCCUUCUUUCUUUUAUGUUCUCAUUCAUUUUCUUUCUUUCAUUCCUUCCUUCUUUCUUUUAUAUUCUCAUUCGUUUUCUUUCUUUCAUUCCUUCCUUCUUUCUUUUAUAUUCUCAUUCGUUUUCUUUCUUUCAUUGAUUCCUUCUUUCUUUUAUGUUCUCAUUCAUUUUCUUUCUUUCGUUCUUUCUUUUAA
Acanthosepion pharaonis is the source of this 852-nucleotide messenger RNA. Lineage: Eukaryota; Metazoa; Mollusca; Cephalopoda; Sepiida; Sepiidae. The record is from the annotation of a GenBank genome assembly.